AUGAAAGAAUUUCACCAAUGUUCAUCUGUAGCUGUUACUCAAAAGAACCUAAAGGAAAAUUCUGAAUUGUCUUCUUUCUUGAGGAAAUCUGCUCAUCCAGAUCCUAAUGGUUGGAUUCAUGUAGGGCGAAAACGUUUCACUCAAAAUAUAGAACAGUGUUGUCAGUUGAGGAAGCCUUGCCUGGUUUCACCAAAGAAUGUAGCAUCUUUGAACUGUAAAACGUAUCCAAGAGAAUUUCAACAGUGUUCAUUUGCUGCUGUUACUCAAAAGAACCUAAAGGAAAAUUCUGAAUUGUCUUCUUUCUUGAGGAAAUCUGCUCAUCCAGAUCCUAAUGGUUGGAUUCAUGUAGGGCGAAAACGUUUCACUCAAAAUAUAGAACAGUGUUGUCAGUUGAGGAAGCCUUGCCUGGUUUCACCAAAGAAUGUAGCAUCUUUGAACUGUAAAACGUAUCCAAGAGAAUUUCAACAGUGUUCAUUUGCUGCUGUUACUCAAAAGAACCUAAAGGAAAAUUCUGAAUUGUCUUCUUUCUUGAGGAAAUCUGCUCCUCCAGAUCCUAAUGGUUGGAUUCACGUAGGGCGAAAACGUUUCACUCAAAAUAUAGAACAGUGUUGUCAGUUUAGAAACUUUGUUAGGGGCUGCAAGAAUAUAAUUUUUUAGAACUGCUAGACAUGGAAAAGUUUGGGAACCUGUGUCUUAGAAGAUGAUAUUGUGAAGUUCAGUUUUGAACUAAUAAAGAAUACUGUAUAUGUACAUAUAAAAAAAUCUAAUAUCUA
Messenger RNA from Stegodyphus dumicola, 773 nucleotides. RefSeq lists its product as uncharacterized. The record is from RefSeq and is a predicted model, not a curated record. NCBI's taxonomy places the organism in Eukaryota, Metazoa, Arthropoda, Arachnida, Araneae, Eresidae.